AGAAAACUCAAACGGGUCAGUUAGGGUUGAACAACUGGGUUAUCUUCUUCAAUCUUAACUUCAUCGAGGCAUUAAGAAACCCUAGAGAAACAGCUACGACACUCGAUCAAGAAACCAUUCUUCGCGUUCUUCCUCUUCAAUCCUGCUCGAUUAAGCGACAAACACACUCCUUCUCCUUCUCACCCCCAAAAAAAACCCUAGUUCCUCCCCUGCUCGCUGCUGUUACCCCCAAAAGAAACCCGUCACUGCUGUUGUUUUUCAUCAAACCAUCGCUGCCCUCUUCUCAUUUCAAGGCGUGAAAAAUAAACCUACCAAAACAAUGGGAGCUAAGAAAGGUGGAAAAGAAGAUGCGGUAGAGGACAUGCCACAUGUUCCUUUAAAAGCCAUUUUAUUGGCCGAUAGUUUCACCACAAAGUUCCGUCCGAUCACCCUCGAAUGUCCAAAAGUACUUCUACCAAUAGUCAACACUCCUAUGAUUGACUACACAUUAGCCUGGCUUGAAUCCGCAAACGUUGAAGAAGUUUUCGUCUUUUGCUGUUCUCAUUCAAAACAAAUAAUCGACUAUCUCGACAAGUCAAAGUGGGUCAACCAACCAAAUUUCUCCGUCUCAACAAUCGAAUCCCACAACUGCAUCAGUGCUGGUGACGCCUUACGUUUCAUUUACGACAAAAACGUGAUCAACGGCGAUUUUGUACUCAUCAGCGGUGAUACAGUCAGCAACAUGAUACUUACAGAAGCACUUCAAGAACACAAAGAAAGACGACAAAAGGACAGCAAUGCUGUAAUGACAAUGGUGAUCAAACAAUCAAAACCGUCUCAAAUCACCCGUCAAACACGUUUAGGAACCGAUGAGUUAUUCAUGGCAAUCGACCCCGCUACGAAACAGUUGUUAUAUUACGAUGAUAAGUCCGAUGAUCAGAAAGGAACGUUAACUCUCGAUAAAGCAUUUCUCGCUGAAAACCCUUCAAUUUCCGUCCACAACGAUAAACAAGAUUGUUAUAUUGACAUUUGCUCCCCUGAAGUCCUUAGCUUAUUCACCGACAACUUCGAUUACCAGCAUUUACGCCGUCAUUUCGUUAAAGGUUUGCUUGUUGAUGAUAUAAUGGGUUUCAAAAUCUUCACUCAUGAAAUCCAUUCGGAUUACGCUGCUAGAAUCGAUAAUUUCCGAAGCUACGAUUCAAUAAGUAAAGACAUAAUUCAAAGAUGGACGUACCCGUUCGUGCCAGACGUCCAGUUUUCAUUGAACAAUCCAACAAACCUCGAAAGACACGGGAUUUAUCGGGCCUCGGAGAUAUUACAAUCUCGUUCGGCUGAAAUCGGUCCGUUUACGUAUAUCGGGAAAGGAAGUAGUAUCGGUGGUAAAACGGUAAUUUCAAAUUCGGUUAUUGGGGACGGUUGUAAAAUCGGGAGUAAUGUGUUGAUCGACGGUUGUUAUAUAUGGAAUAACGUUACGAUAGAAGAUGGAUGCAAUCUAAAGCAAGCGAUAUUAUGUGACGGGGUUGUUAUGAAAUCUGGGUCGGUUCUUGAACCGGGGGUAGUUUUGUCUUUCAACGUUGUUGUCGGACAGGAAUUCGUGGUCCCCGCGUAUUCCAAAGUUUCUUUACUCCCGCAGCCCGUGACGCAAGACAGUGAUGAGGAACUUGAAUACGCUGAUAAUAACAGCGGAAUCAUACACACAAUCGAUACGCUCGAGAACGGGAAUUCGCGUACGGAAUGGGAAUCGUCUGAGGUCGGCAUCGGUGGGCGAGGUUUCAUUUGGUCAAUGAGCGAAGUUGACCAUGAAGAAGAAUGGCGGCAUUCGGUUGCACCGAUACCUGAAACAAAACUAAUCGAGCUUACGCAAAUGGUUUUCGAUAAUCUUGAACUCAACAUUCAAGACGACAUCGUUUUGGCGGUUCCCGGUGAGCAGGAAUCAGGUAACGAAUCUGACGAUGAUAAUAUCGACGAUUCUCUACAGAUUUUCGAAAAAGAGAUUGAAGCGACGUUUUUGAGGGCUGUUCAUGAAAAAGUCAAAGACGACCAUAUAAUCCUGGAAGUCAACUCGCUUCGGUUAUCAUACAACUUGGCUCUUGAGGAUUGUGCUAGCGCGUUAUUUUAUUCCAUGAUGAAAUUAGCACUUGAUACCACGCAUACCUCACCUGCAAGUCUGGUUAAAAACGCUAAUGAUGUGAUGUCGCGAUACGGGAAGCUGUUAAAACCGUAUCUUCAAAGUGUAGAUGGUGAAAUAGAGGUUAUAUUGAAAUUUGAAGAAAUGUGUUCGGAGAGUGCGAAAGAGUUUGCCGCUGUGUUUGUGCAGAUUUUGCAUAUGUUGUACGAUAAAGACAUUAUUCAAGAAGAAGCUAUUCUUAAUUGGGCUGAAGAAAAAGAAGGUGCCGAUGAAUCGGAUAAAGUUUUCGUUAAACAAUCAGAGAAGUUUAUUCAGUGGUUGAAUGAAGCAUCUGAAGAAGAAGAUUGAGAAACUGGUUUCGUAACAUGGAAAAAAGGGUUGCAAAACAGUUGCUCAACCAGUGAGUUGUUAUUUUUAAAUUUUUGUUAAAACCUAUGUUCUGCAUACAAUUUGGUUUGUUUCAUGUUGUUUUAAACAUAGUUCAGAUUUUGGUAGUUUAUUGCUCUUGUUAGUCAACGCGUAGAGGGUAUGUGAUACGCGUUUCGGAAGUAAGGUUCUUGUCCAGAUAAGUGCGUCUCAGGACAUCACAUGGUGCUCUUUGAGAUGAUCUGCGACUGUGUGCUUUUUUUCCGUCUUUAUUGAUUAGAGGUUCGUGGGUCAGUUUUGAGCGUAAACUGAACCAAAAUCAAAAGUUCAUACAAUGAUGUUAUAAUUUAUUCAAUA
Helianthus annuus (common sunflower) is the source of this 2830-nucleotide messenger RNA. Its product is annotated as translation initiation factor eIF-2B subunit epsilon. The record is from RefSeq and is a predicted model, not a curated record. Gene Ontology annotation, molecular function: translation initiation factor activity; translation initiation factor binding; guanyl-nucleotide exchange factor activity. NCBI's taxonomy places the organism in Eukaryota, Viridiplantae, Streptophyta, Magnoliopsida, Asterales, Asteraceae. Gene Ontology annotation, cellular component: eukaryotic translation initiation factor 2B complex. Gene Ontology annotation, biological process: biosynthetic process. The coding region runs from base 320 to 2455 and encodes 711 amino acids. The transcript has 4 exons.